AUGUCCGCGCGGCGGCCGGCCAGGGCCCAGCACGCGACGGCGACGGCCACGACGGUCACGCCGCGGAUCCUUAACCUGGCGAGGAGGUCGUCGGCGGCGGGCGGGAGGCCGAGCCGGAGCGCGGCCCGGCCGCAGCAGCCCCGCCCGGCGCCCAAGGUGGUCAACCUCGGCGCGCUGUUCGAGAUGGAGCGCCGCGUGCGCGGGCUGGAGUCGGCGCCGGCGUCGCCGCCCUGCUCCCACGGGCCCGCCGCGCGGCCGCGGGAGGACGCCGCGGAGCAGGAGGGGAAGUGGCGGUUCCAGGCGGAGAUCCUCCGCGCCGAGUGCAACUUCCUCCGGAUGGAGCGCGAGGUCGCCCUCCGCAAGCUCGACUGCCACCGCGGCCAGAUGGAGGCCGCCCUCAAGACCGCCGUCGAGACGCUCGCCUCGGGGAGGAAGAAGAUAGACGCAAGUGGCGAGGUCGGCGUGGCGGCGGCGUUGGAGGAAGGGAUCGAGGACCUGGAGGAGAUGAUGCAGGAACUCCGGGUGGAGAAGGAGAGCGGGAGGAGGGCGAUGAGCGGCAUGCGGGAGCUGCGGCGGAGCCACGGCCGGAACUUCGAUCGGCAAGCAUCCUCGCUCCGCCGGCGCCUCGAGAGGAUGCCACCAGCCGACGCCGAGCCCACUAUCAAGGACAUCCGCGAGAUCGCGCGCCCGCUCUCCCCACCGCCGCCUCCGCCUGCCGAGGACGACGACGGCGAUGACCACGUCCCCAGCGCCAAUCUGUCAGAUGUGGAGAUGCUUCGGGUGAAGAUGGAGGGGAUGUCGAAGGGCAUGCGCGACAGGAUGGCGGAGUACAGCCGGCGGCUGGAAGCCGUCGCGGGCGGCGGCGACAACUCCGGCUGCCAGUCCAGGAAAUGCGGCAGCCGGCACAGCCGUAAGGCGAGCGCGUGCAGCCAGAGGAGCUGGAGCGGCAGCAGCAACGCGAGCAACGGCAGCAAUGCGGCGGCGUUCCGGCAGAACGCCUGGCACGGCGCCAGCGUGGCCUCCGAGAAGCAUCAACACCCGCAGAAGAUUGUGGCUGAAGACUGCAAGUUGGUGCGCUCUGGAAGCUGCUGCGACUGCAAGGAGAUUGUGGGGAAGAUAAUGAAGCAAGUGAGAGCGGAAUCGGAGCAAUGGACUGAGAUGCAGGACAUGCUGGAGCAGGUCAGGCUGGAGAUGCAGGAGCUGCAGUCUUCCAGGGAUACAUGGCAGCGCCGUGCCAUUGCGUCUGACAUCAGUCUUGGUUCCUUGAAUUCUGAGAUGCUGGAGUGGAAACAACGCGCGCAGGCGUCGGAACAGCAUGCUGAAGAGCUCCAGAAGAAGGUCUCGGAGCUCCAAGGCAAGCUGCACACCUUCAAAUCCCAUUUCCCCACCCCAAACCUGCCCAGCCGGGCAUGGUCUGAGGCUUGCAGGAUGGAGAACCCGCGGGCAGCCAGGGCUCAGCACCACCACCGGCCACCGCAGCAGCAGCAGCAGCAGCAGCAGGACGGCGGCAAGGAGAAGGAGAAGCACGUGCUCAUCUGCCGCGUGAAGCACUCGCCCAGCGUGGUCCCGAGGCGCUCGCCGCUGCAGGACAUCGGCAACAUCGCCUUGCCGCGGCGGCAGCGGUGA
Messenger RNA from Triticum turgidum subsp. durum (durum wheat), 1626 nucleotides. The record is from the annotation of a GenBank genome assembly. Lineage: Eukaryota; Viridiplantae; Streptophyta; Magnoliopsida; Poales; Poaceae.